GAUGAGCAAUUUGUAAAAUUUAAAAGAAUAAUCUAGCCAAAGUAAAAAUACAUAUGAGAUAUUGACACGAGACAAUAUGAUUAUACACUCUUAUUUAAAUAGAGUUUGACAACAAUCAGAUUC
Messenger RNA from Paramecium octaurelia, 123 nucleotides. The record is from the annotation of a GenBank genome assembly. NCBI's taxonomy places the organism in Eukaryota, Ciliophora, Oligohymenophorea, Peniculida, Parameciidae.